AUGCUAGCUCCAAUUAUCUGGCUCCACUCGGAUGAUCCUUUUAUGCCCAGUGAUAUCUCGGGGCAUCUUUUGCAUACAUCACCUAGGCUCGACUUCGAACCGAUCCAGGAUCGGUCAGGUCGAGAUUUGAACAAUCUUUCGUCGCUGAACGAUUAUGGUGCAGACAUCUUCCUAACAGCAGACGAUGAUGCUAGCAUCAGUCCAAAUUGGAUAUUGGGAGAGGUCCCUGAUGCGACUGGGGCGCUACAGAAUUCUACGGCUUGCGCUGUAGUUAUCGUUGAGCACAGUGAUGCAGAUGUGGAUGCAUUCUAUUUCUACUUCUACUCCUUCGAUGAGGGAGGGGAUAUUGAGCAGGUCGUGCACCCUCUGGAGAAGCUGUUUCCCGAUACUAAACCUGGCGAUCACUAUGGCAAUCAUGUUGGCGACUGGGAGCAUAACAUGGUCCGGUUCAAAGCUGGGAAGCCGACUGGUAUAUGGUUCAGUCAACACGCGUUUGGCCAGGCUUGCUUGUGGACGGAUGAAACGUGCUUCUCCAAAGAUGGAGCCAGGCCGGUCGUAUACAGUGCCAGAGGUUCCCAUGCCAACUACCCGUUCCCUGGAAGCCAUGUCCAUGACGACGCUCUCAUCGAUGUCGCGGAUAAAGGCCAAAUAUGGGACCCUAUUAAGCCAGCUUACUACUAUAAAUAUGACCCUGAUCGGAAAACAUUCGCAGCAGCGGAGCCAGAUAUAACACCAACUGAUUGGCUUUACUUCAAUGGUCAGUGGGGCGACAAGCAGUAUCCCGAUUCCGACCCACGGCAGAAAACCAUCCCUUACUUUGGCCUCAAGAAGUUCACCAACGGCCCUAACGGGCCCCAAUUCAAACAUCUGGUACGGAAAGGUCUGAUGCCGGAUGAACGGCCCAAAGAUACUGUAAUGAAGACUGCCGUGCGGUGGUAUCUAUCCAUGUAUGGGUGUUGCCUAAAGGACUAUAAUCCCUGGGGCGUCAUAAUUUCGAUCGUGCUGGGGCUCGCGGUGUUGAUUGGGUUGAUUGUGUUCGCAGUGAGGAAACUAAAACCACACGUAAGAGGCUGGAUUGAGAGGAGACGAGGCUGGUUCGUUGCCCGAAAGGAGCACAUAUCUCGACUCGAGCAGGAGGACGUACAGUUGGGACUUCUUGGUCGCGAAGGAAUAGACGAGGACGGUAGAUAUCGAUACCCCGAAUAG
Exophiala aquamarina CBS 119918 is the source of this 1206-nucleotide messenger RNA. RefSeq lists its product as uncharacterized. The coding region runs from base 1 to 1206 and encodes 401 amino acids. The transcript is spliced from 3 exons. Lineage: Eukaryota; Fungi; Ascomycota; Eurotiomycetes; Chaetothyriales; Herpotrichiellaceae. The record is from RefSeq and is a predicted model, not a curated record.